AUGAAUUAUGUGAGCGUGGGAGCCCAACUCAGGCGAAAUCGCUGGAGUCGGGCGCCUGUGAGCGUGGCCUUGCCGCCAGCGUGGGCGGCAGCUGGCGACCCGCGAGGCCGCAGCGUGCGUGGGCGGGCCAGCGCCCGCGUGGCUCCCACUGGCCGCGUGCCAUGGCCCGACCCAGCGCCGCAGCGGCUGGCCCAGCGCGCAGCGACUGGGCGGCCGCAGCGCCAUGGCCCGACCAGCGCGCCGGGCGGCCCAGCAGCGGCGGCGUGCCGUGCCAGCUCAGGUGGAUACGCACUAGUGGAGUCGUCCUCUGAGGACGACGAGGAGCCUGCUGAGGCCACAGAGGCACCAUCUGCGGCCGAGCCUAGGAUCACCGAAGCAGCACCGAUAGCAUCCACUGAUCCAGAGUCAUCUACUUCUCGAGUACACGAGCGCCUGGCUCGACUCGAGGCUGCCGUUGCUACUAUCUUGGAGAACCAGGUGCGGAUUCUGGAGCGACUUGAUCGUGAUUCGGCGAGACUCUCGGCGAGGAGUUUGUGA
Dioscorea cayenensis subsp. rotundata (Guinea yam) is the source of this 537-nucleotide messenger RNA. Its product is annotated as cold shock-induced protein TIR1-like. The record is from RefSeq and is a predicted model, not a curated record. The transcript is spliced from 3 exons. The coding region runs from base 1 to 537 and encodes 178 amino acids. NCBI's taxonomy places the organism in Eukaryota, Viridiplantae, Streptophyta, Magnoliopsida, Dioscoreales, Dioscoreaceae.